AUGCCAUCUACAGUUCCCUCUACUGUUGCCCUACUUCUAAGCUCCACUGACUUGACCGUCGGAGCUAUUUCGGGAACCCUAGCCCCAUCGUUGUUCUUUCUUAACAGGAUAGCCAGUUCGGUUUUCCCUCCUCGGUUCCGCUACGCUCUCCCAGGUCGGAUCUUUGCAGCUCAGCUCGGACUGCGUACUUGGCCGUCGCAUCAAGAUGCAAUCAGUAAGUUGCAACAAAAAUUUAUGCUCUUGAGACCACAAAUGAAAGAUGCUUAUGCUUUUGCAAACAACUUUUCAUUAAGAUGCCCCCAUCCCCUAUGCCAUGAGCUUAAAUGGUAUAACUUCCAUUCUUUUCUGCGCAACGUUCUGUUGUCUCUUUGUCGCAGCGAAGGCAAGUUGCAAAGGGAUAUCUACGUUCAACUUGAUACUAUGUUAGACAUGCUAAAAUGUAUGGAUACCUAUAUCAAGUCCAUGAAAUGUCAUGUAUACUUAGGUUUCACAUCUUAUUUUGGUGCUUUAAUUAUCCGGGCAGCACAUGUUUCUUACUUGUGCUGGAUUCAUCAAAUGGAUGAAGACAAGAGCCAGGAGAUCAUCAUUAUGCUUUCUGAUCUGCUAAAGGCGUUGAAGCCUAAUACUCCAGAAACUACACAGUUGUGUUUCUAUGGAAUCAAAUACGAUUCAGAAUUCAAACCCCAGAGAUUGGCUGUAGAAGCAUUUGUCAAUUUUCUUAUUCGUGAGAAGGAUCCUCAACUUCAAACCAUAUACGAUGGGCUCACACAGCUGAUAAUGUUUGUCCUUCACGCUCGUGCUCCAGAAGAGGAUAAUGUAAAGCCUCUUUUAAAGGAUAUUACAGCAGCCGUUUGCAAGCUUGGGUCUUUCGGUUACUCUUUCCAUGUGAAAAGAACAACACAAGACAAACCUAAAGGAACUGAUCCUGCAAUAUUUUGGUUGCUUGACAAGAUGGAGCUUCUGAGGGCAGAGGGGAAAAGCAAAGCUCCUAAGCUGGUAUGGCUGCAUAUUCUAACUUUGGCUAGGGAGGCUACCUCUAUUUAUCAAUCAUUUCAUGCCCAGUCUGUCACUAUAGGCAAGUUGAGAGAUGAGCUACUUAAGUUGCAAGAGAAGAUUAAGCUUUUGAAGACAGAGAUACUUCUGGAAGAGCUUCUUAAUGGACACCCAAAUUAUGUAGUCAACGUGAAGAACGAAAUCAAAAGCCUUGAUCAGGGGCUAAUAGUCCUGAGACCUUUCCUGAUUGGUUCUGACGAAGAGAAUGAGAAAUUCCUCCUGACACAAGCAGAAUCUAUAACAAGAAAUUUAGCUUUUUUGUAUGACUGUCUUCUUGAAAAUGAAAGUACAGAAGAUACGGUGAUGAAAUUCAGUUUUUUGCUUCCUGAGUUAGUGAAAAAGAUGAAUCUUGUCAAUGCAGAGAUCAAAGAGAGUUACAUAACUGUUCGCAAGUCAUUAGGAUCUCAUUUCCCGAAGACAGAAGGAUUUGGUUUCAUUGAUUUCCUUUUAGGAAAUCUCAGGGAACUACUGAACUCUGAAGUUGAUUAUGUUGUUUCUGUCAUACAUCAAAUUCAUGUUGUUCAUGAAGAGAUAGAGUUCUUGAGAUCAUUCCUCAGAGAUAUCGAAGAACAAUAUAAGGAGCAUCAGGAUUUGAAAACUCUGGAUUCGUCCAUUAUGGAAGUGAUACUUGAGGCGGAGUAUCUCAUUGAUGUGUUUAUUCUUGGAGAUUGUUUGCAAUGGUAUCAUCCGAUAUGGCUUUCUGAUCUCAUUGAAGAUCUCAAACUCGUCAAGCUUCAGGCAACAGAAAUCUAUGAGAAUGCACAUGGCAUCAACAUCAAUAAUGUUCCCACCUUUUCAAGGAAUGUAAUAUCACCACCCAAAAUUCCCAAAAUUGAUGAAGUUGUGAUUGAUCUUGCUGAUGGGAAAAAAUUAGUCAUUGAUAGACUUAUAGCAGGAUCACCACAACUAGAUGUUGUCUCAAUUGUUGGCAUGGCUGGACUCGGCAAGACAACUUUAGCCUUAAAGGUAUACACUGAUCCUUCAGUUAUUUAUCAUUUCCACAUUCGUGCAUGGUGUUCUGUCUCCCAGGCAUAUCAGAAAAGGGAAUUGCUCCUUGAGAUUUUAGGUGACAUUGUUGAACUUACGGAUCAUAUCCUUGAAAUGAGCGAUGGAGACUUAGAGAUGAAGUUGUACCAAUGCCUAAAGAGAAAUAGGUUCCUCAUUGUCAUGGACGAUAUUUGGAGCACUAGCGCAUGGUACGAUUUUCAAGGUUCAUUUCCAAAUGACAACAAUGGAAGCAGAAUACUGAUCACGAGUCGUCUCCCUGAUGUGGCUAGAAAAAUGAAAGUAGAUAGUGCUCCUCAUCCCCUUCGGCUACUCUCUAACGAUGAGAGCUGGAAGCUGUUCCAGAGGAGAGUGUUUGACACAAAAGAGUGCCCUGAUGAACUGGUGGCAUUAGGAAAUCAAAUUGCAGAAAGUUGUAAAGGACUCCCUCUCGCAGUUGUUGCAAUAUCUGGUCUCCUUGAAAGGACUGACAAGGCACCAGACUGGUGGAAACAAGUUUCAGAAAGCAUAUGUUCACACAUUGCCGAGGACAUUGAAACGAGGUGCAUGGACACCCUAGAGCUGAGCUACAGGUAUUUACCUGACCAUUUGAAGCAUUGCUUUCUUUAUACUGGAGUAUUUUUGGAGGAUGAGGACAUUCCAGUUAGGAAGUUGACAUGGUUAUGGCCAGUAGAAGGAUUCAUAUGGAAUACAGACCAAGAGAAUAAUGAAGAUGUUGCAGAAGGGUACUUGAGGGAUCUGAUUGGUAGAAGCCUAAUAAUGACUUCCAAAAAAAAAUCACUUGGAGGUGUCAAAACAUGUCGAGUUCAUGACAUGUUGCGCACAUUAUGCAUGCUAAAAUUUGACAAAGAAAACAUUUUGCAGUGUCAAAAUGGGUAUGAAGAACUUUUUGCUUCCACUCUUGAGGAUUUGGAUUACGGUGUUGAUCCCAACUACUCAUAUCCCACAAACUCUAUCACAUACGAAAAACGCAGAUUGUCCAUUUGUUCUAAGAGAAAUCACUUUGUCAUGUCAAGACCUUCUGGGCCACAUGUCCACACUCUAUUGUUCUCUGCUACCAGUGAUUUGUAUCCAAGAUGCCCCUAUGAUAUCUCCUUCAUUUUUGACAACUUUAAACUUCUUAGAGUGCUGGAUUUGGAAUGCAUCAAUAUGGGAAAUUCUUUCCCAACUGGAGUUCAGUUGUUGAUUCACCUAAGAUAUUUAGCACUUUGUGGCAAUAUAGACUGUAUUCCAGCAUCAAUAUCCCAUCUCCGGGAUCUUGAAACCUUGCUGGUGAAGGGAUUAAGAGGUGAAGUUCUACUACCUUAUACCAUUUGGAGCUUGGAAAAGUUGAGACAUGUCCACGUAAAUAUGCAUGCCACUUGCACAUUGCAAGACGGUGAAAUUACACUUUCUCCUCAAGUACUCAAUCUAAUCAGUCUUUCCUGUCCAUAUCUCUUAUGUGGUAAAGGUACAGAGAAUAUCAUGAGGAGGUUACUCAAACUUCGGAAACUGAGAUGUGUAUUUUCUGAAUUACGGGAUAAUACUGGGAAGCUAAAUCAGUUUCCAGUACUAAACUUUCUGACAGAGCUCGAGUCAUUGAAUGUACUGUAUUCUGGUCGAAUUUCUCUUCCUUGUGAGUUUGACUUCCCAUUAAAUCUCAAAAAGUUGACUCUAUCAAAAUUCCGUCUACCGUGGGAUUGCAUUUCACAGAUUGGGAGAUUACCCAACCUUGAAGUUCUCAAAUUACUUUCUAGAGCCUUCGAGGGGAAAGUAUGGGAAAUGAAAGAAGGAGAGUUCCAUAAACUGAAAUUUUUGAAGCUGGACAAUCUAAACAUUGCUCAGUGGAAUGCCUCUAGUGAUCACCUGCCACAGCUUCAACACCUAAUUCUACGAAGUUGCAGGCAGCUUGAGGAGAGCCCCUCUGCUUUUUGUGAAAGCUCUACUCUGGAGAUGAUUGAGGUCCAAUUGUGCACGAGCUCUGUUGAAGAGUCAGUGCUAAAGCUUAAGGAGGAACUACUUGAAAUGGGAAAUGAGGACUUCAAGGUUCUUAUUGAUCGUUCAGACAUGGAUUUAUGA
Coffea eugenioides is the source of this 4116-nucleotide messenger RNA. RefSeq names its product putative late blight resistance protein homolog R1B-13. Lineage: Eukaryota; Viridiplantae; Streptophyta; Magnoliopsida; Gentianales; Rubiaceae. The record is from RefSeq and is a predicted model, not a curated record. Gene Ontology annotation, molecular function: ADP binding. Bases 1 to 4116 code for a protein of 1371 amino acids. The transcript has 2 exons. Gene Ontology annotation, biological process: defense response to other organism.